AUGCUGGUGCACGCUUACUCCGCCAUGGAGCGCCCCGACGGGCUGGGCGCCGCGGCCGGCGGGGCCCGCCUGUCGUCCCUGCCCCAGGCGGCCUAUGGGCCGGCAGCACCUCUCUGCCACACGCCGGCCGCCGCUGCCGCCGCCGCCGACUUCCAGCCCCCCUACUUCCCGCCGCCCUACCCGCAGCCGCCACUGCCCUAUGGCCAGGCGCCCGACGCCGCUGCCGCCUUUCCCCACCUGGCUGGGGACCCAUACGGGGGCCUGGCGCCCUUGGCGCAGCCGCAGCCUCCGCAGGCCGCGUGGGCCGCGCCCCGCGCCGCCGCCCGCACCCACGACGAGCCGCCCAGUCUGCUGGCACCGCCCGCCCGCGCCCUGGGCCUUGACCCGCGCCGUGACUACGCCGCCGCGGUGCCCCGGCUCCUGCACGGCCUGGCCGACGGCGCGCACGGCCUGGCGGACGGACCCCUCGGCCUUCCCGGGCUGGCGGCGCCGCCCGGCCUGGAGGACCUGCAGGCCAUGGAUGAGCCGGGAAUGAGCCUCUUGGACCAGUCCGUGAUCAAGAAAGUGCCCGUCCCCUCUAAAGGCAGCAGCCUCUCAGCCCUGGUGGUGGCUAAAGACAGCCUGGUUGGUGGCAUCACGAACCCCGGUGAGGUCUUCUGCUCCGUGCCCGGCCGGCUCUCGCUACUCAGCUCAACGUCCAAGUACAAGGUGACGGUGGGGGAGGUGCAGCGGCGACUCUCGCCUCCAGAGUGCCUCAACGCCUCCCUCCUGGGGGGCGUCCUCCGCAGGGCCAAGUCCAAAAAUGGAGGCCGGUGCUUGCGGGAACGGCUGGAGAAGAUCGGGCUCAACUUGCCAGCUGGCCGACGCAAGGCUGCCAAUGUGACGCUGCUGACUUCACUGGUGGAGGGCGAGGCCGUGCACUUGGCCCGAGACUUCGGCUAUGUCUGUGAGACGGAGUUCCCAGCCAAAGCGGCCGCCGAGUACCUGUGCCGACAGCAUGCAGACCCUGGGGAACUGCACAGCCGCAAGAGCAUGCUGCUGGCCGCCAAGCAGAUCUGCAAGGAAUUUGCGGACUUGAUGGCUCAGGACCGCUCGCCACUGGGCAACAGCCGCCCAGCACUCAUUCUGGAGCCUGGAGUGCAGAGUUGCCUGACGCACUUUAGCCUCAUCACCCAUGGUUUUGGCGGGCCUGCCAUCUGUGCCGCCCUCACUGCCUUCCAGAACUACCUGCUGGAGUCACUCAAAGGGCUGGACAAGAUGUUUCUAAGCAGUGCAGGCAGUGGGCAUGGCGACACCAAGGCUUCAGAGAAGGAUGCCAAGCAUCGGAAAUAACCACUUCUCCAGCUCCAGCCCAAGGGGGCUCCCAAGGCCUAAAAUGAGGCCUUAGCUCCUGGGGGUGGGCCUGAAAGGACUGAAAGGUGGGAUUAGAGUGAGGCCAGAAAAAGAACAUUCAUCCAGAAACCCUAGAAUUAGGGAUCUGGGUUGGUAAGGGAGGGUGAUCUCUCUGUGGUGGUUUGUUGGUAAGUUAAGGGCCCAUGUAUCUGUCUCACAUGUGCAAUUUUCUGACCUUUGAUUGCUGGGAAGGGCUUGGGUAGAAAAUUGGCAUGGAAAAGUCUGGCUCAUGGGGUGAGAGCAGAGCUCUUCUCAUUAGAGUGCCUAGGCAGCAGUGGGCACUCCUAGUUGUUAAUAAAUCACAGGUGCUACUGAGGAGUCGGUGCCCCUCAUCCCAGAAUCUCUUACCCCUAGAAUAGGGGUGCUGGCAGGAAGCCCCAGUGGGCUGUAUGGACCAUUCCCACACUCUUAGAGAGAAGUGGGCAGGAGGGGCGCUCAAGGAACAAAGAUUAAAGCACAAACUGCAGAACUUGAAUCCAGGCUGCACUUCACAGUCCUGUUGCUGUCUGUCCUAUUUAUUUAUCUUGUACUUAAAUUUGAACGUUUAAAAAUGUCCAGUGCAAUUUAUUUAUCCCAAUGAGUUGGGGAUUCAUUUCACUGUUUUCAUGCACUUGCUCAUGCACCAAGAUGUCCAGCUGGACUAGGAUGGAGAGGGUGAUUUUGCUCGCAAAGGGCUGUGGGUGGGCUGGGAGGGAAGAAAGCUGUGUCAGGAACGCUGAGGUUGUUGCUGGGAUUUUUGUAUUUGCAAUUGUCUCUCUUGGCCCUGCAAUUGAUGUACCUCCCCACCUCGUCAUCACUUAUUCUUCUAAUAAAGCCUUCCAAUGGAUAUGAAGCCUUCCCUGUUCUUGAGCCCUGGUCUGGAUUUGCCUCCUAUGAGGGCAAGGUCACCAGGAAGAGGAAGGGCCUGGAAAUUAGGAGUGGGGAUUGGGUGGGCAGGGGUCUCUAAGGGGGGACCAUGGAAGGGAGGUGUGGGCACCUCUGUGGGUGGGGGGUACUGAGGUUGGUGGGUCCAUCUGGAUUGUCAGUGUGGCUGUUUGUGUGUGUCAAGUGACUACUGUAUGUGCAUUAUUAUGACUUGGUGGGC
Molecule: messenger RNA, 2476 nt
Organism: Microcebus murinus (gray mouse lemur)
Lineage: Eukaryota; Metazoa; Chordata; Mammalia; Primates; Cheirogaleidae
Gene: TFAP2E
Product: transcription factor AP-2 epsilon
Biological process (GO): anatomical structure development; regulation of cell population proliferation; regulation of transcription by RNA polymerase II
Cellular component (GO): nucleus
Molecular function (GO): RNA polymerase II transcription regulatory region sequence-specific DNA binding; DNA-binding transcription factor activity, RNA polymerase II-specific
Source: RefSeq, a predicted model, not a curated record